AUGGCGAUUUCUCCAAAAUCAUCUCUCAUUCUACUUUUGAUUUUAACCAUUUUGACCUCUACAGCUUCGUCCUUCACCGCCGGUAUAGUUUCCGACCUCUACUCUCUCCAAUCCCACUUCCCGUCCGGCGUCAUCCACCUGAACGAUACUCUCAUUCAUCGGAUCUUCAGUUCCGGCGACAGAUCCUUUUAUUUGAUCAUCUUCUUCGAUGCUAUCCCACUCCGUCAUAAACCAGAAUCGAAUCUCAAAUCCAUCAAAGCCGAAUUUGACCUCAUCGCCAAGUCCUUCUUAAUCAACAACCACUCCUCAUCGCUCUCUAAAAUCUUCUUCUGUGAUAUCGAAUUCACUGAAUCCCAAAAGGAAUUCCUCCGAUUUGGUGUACAGUCAUUACCCAACGUUCGGAUCGUCCCCCCUGAUGCCAACGUUUCAAAUUCCGAUUCAAUCCCCAUGGAAGUCGGAGAGUACUCUACUUUAGCCGAAUCCAUGGCGGAAUUUAUCGAAUUCAAAACUGGAAUAACAAUCGGCAAAAUCCACCAUCCCCCAAUUCUUUCAAAAACCCAAUUAGGGUUCUUAAUUACCGGGUUCUUGAUAUGGAUGCCAUUCAUGACAAGAAAAGUAUUAGCAGGCAACACUCUAUUUCAUAAUAAGAGGGUUUGGAUGUUUGGUACUCUGUUUGUUUACUUCUUCAGUGUUUCGGGUUCUAUGUUCAUCUUGAUUCGCAGAAUACCCUUGUUUAUUGUGGAUCGAAAGGAUCCAAAUAAGGCAAUUUUCUUCUAUAAAGGGAACGGGAUGCAGUUCGGUUUUGAGUGUAUAUCUGUUGGCUUUUUGUUCACCAUUGUAGGCCUGUUAUUAGCUUUCAUAACUCGGAUUAUUGUUAAAAUGAAGGAUUCGAUGGUACAGAGGGCAACCAUGAUUAGUGCUCUGAUUGUUUCGUUUUGGGCAGUGAGGGAAGUUGUGAUCUUGAAUCACUGGAAAACUGGGUAUGCUGUUUAUGCUUAUUUGCCUUCAAGUUGGUAUACAUGA
Molecule: messenger RNA, 1023 nt
Organism: Cynara cardunculus var. scolymus (artichoke)
Lineage: Eukaryota; Viridiplantae; Streptophyta; Magnoliopsida; Asterales; Asteraceae
Product: probable dolichyl-diphosphooligosaccharide--protein glycosyltransferase subunit 3
Exons: 1
Coding region: 1-1023 (340 amino acids)
Cellular component (GO): oligosaccharyltransferase complex
Source: RefSeq, a predicted model, not a curated record